UUUGUUAUCAUAACAUUGAAUUUGUCUUAUUGUUGUAAAUCAUAUUAUUACAACUAAAGUGCGUUGUCUGUUGUAAACGAGCCAGAAAAUGACUUCGCUAUUUGAGAAAUUUAACAGUUACCUAAGAGAACCUGGAAUAAUCGUCAAUAUAGCUAAAAGAGGAGAGCAAUUUACAGGAGUUCCUCGAAAGAUUUUUGCUAUUGUUCUCUACGUGUUUAUAGUAGUAUAUCUUAUUAAAGGGUAUGCCCCGGAUCUCAUGAGCAAUUCGAUUGUGUUUGUGUAUCCCGCCUAUUCCACAAUAUGUUCCAUGCAAGGAGAUAAGAUAGAAGAACACAAAGCUUGGCUAAAAUAUUGGAUUAUCUUCGCUUUUUUUGCCACUUUCGAGUUUUGGGUGAAGAAUAUCAUUUAUUAUUUUCCUGUAUAUUGGCUUUUUAAGACUAUUUUGCUUAUGUGGUGCAAUUCCUUUUGGAACUUCACCGGAUCUGUAUGCAUCUACGAUUAUGUGAUUUUUCCAAUGGCCAUACAAGCGUUUGAAAUGCAAGAGAAGCCUUCGAAUUACUGCACGUUUUUUACUCUUGAAUCGUUUUCGAGAUUAUUGGAAAAUGUACCUUGCAGAAAUACACGAAAUAAAUUAUUCUCUAAACUCGAAUCGUUUCUGUUAGCCAAAACUUCUAAUGAAGACAUAAAUGAAGCUCGAAUUGAAGAUGACUUAAAUGAUGAUGAUGCCGUGAAUGACGACGAGGAAGAAUAUUUAAACGACAUCGUUGAAUUUGAAGAUUUGGAAGUUGAAGAUGAAGAUACACACGUAUCACAUGGAGAUAAUGUAUCUUCCCUCGAAAUUUCUGAAGGAAUGGCUAUAGAUUAGGAGAGUUAGAUUCUAAUCCAACGCAUGUGAAAAUUUAAAUAUUCAAUAAAUUCCUGAAUACUUUCAAAAUUAAGUAAAGAUAAAAAUUAAUUAAAAUUUUAUUU
Molecule: messenger RNA, 969 nt
Organism: Centruroides sculpturatus (bark scorpion)
Lineage: Eukaryota; Metazoa; Arthropoda; Arachnida; Scorpiones; Buthidae
Product: receptor expression-enhancing protein 5-like
Exons: 5
Coding region: 89-865 (258 amino acids)
Source: RefSeq, a predicted model, not a curated record